Diaporthe citri is the source of this 462-nucleotide messenger RNA. RefSeq lists its product as uncharacterized. Lineage: Eukaryota; Fungi; Ascomycota; Sordariomycetes; Diaporthales; Diaporthaceae. The transcript has 2 exons. The record is from RefSeq and is a predicted model, not a curated record. The coding region runs from base 1 to 462 and encodes 153 amino acids.
AUGGCUACCGAGCCCUCCAACCAGCGAACUGUAGAGUUCUACCUGUCGAGCCUGUGGUCUUGGCUGCCAGAGGGCCACAAUCGCAUUCUUGAGGCACUGGAGGGCUGCGACUUGGAGCAGGCUGACUUCGCAUGGGACGAGAAGUACCACUGGUUCCACAUUCGAUGCCUGGAGGACGACAAGGACUAUGUCAUGAACCAAUACCUCAAGGCCCAGAGCGAGAUGGAGAUCGAGCUCAAGGAGAAGGACGUGAUCCGGGACGAUGGCAACCUGAUCCCGACUGUCAAGAAUGAUCUCAUCGGGACCUCGAGGCCCAGAGUCGCCAUCCCUGACAAGUCGGACGACCCCAAGUUGGCUGCGAGGACGGAGCGUGUUGACAUUGAGUGUCCAAAGGGACAGGGCCGCGUCGAGAAGAGAAUCGAGCGGCAGGUAGUGAGCGAGACUGCAGCCUACCUGUUUUGA